GUCGUGGGUGAACGUGGGGUGGUGGUGGUAGGAGGUUGGUUUUGAUCUUUAAUUUUGCAUAUUUUUUGCUCUUUUAUUUUAAAAUGCAAGAGGAUGCACAGGGGAAGAAAUUGAAACAAUUUGUUGGCUUUUGUUUACCUGGUGUGUGUAAGAAGCCACCUCGCUCCCUCUCUGCUCACCAUCCCUGACCUUUCUUUCUUUUUACUCCUUAAAAAAAUUAAUUUCCCCCUCUGUGCAAUGGAGCGUGGGGGGUGGAGGGGGAAGGGUUUGAGAAUCCACCCAAGCCCGGCCCCUAUUCCCCAGAACACCAAUAAUAACCCCCUUUAAAACAUUUACCUUCCUCCCCUGCUCCUCCUCCUCCCCUAGUCCCACCGCCCCAACUCAUAACUCUGUUGAGUCCAGAAUCUCAGAAUCAGGCGUUGGCUUUGCCGGGUGCUUCACAUCAAUGGAUGAGUUCCACCCGUUCAUCGAGGCGCUGCUGCCUCACGUCCGAGCCUUCUCCUACACCUGGUUCAACCUACAGGCGCGGAAGCGCAAGUACUUCAAGAAGCACGAGAAGCGGAUGUCAAAGGACGAGGAGCGCGCGGUGAAGGACGAGCUGCUCGGCGAGAAGCCUGAGAUCAAGCAGAAGUGGGCAUCCCGGCUGCUGGCCAAGCUGCGCAAAGACAUCCGGCCCGAGUUCCGAGAGGACUUUGUGCUGACCAUCACCGGCAAGAAGCCCCCCUGCUGCGUGCUCUCCAACCCCGACCAGAAGGGCAAGAUCCGGCGGAUUGACUGCCUGCGCCAGGCUGACAAGGUGUGGCGGCUGGACCUGGUCAUGGUGAUUUUGUUUAAGGGGAUCCCCUUGGAAAGUACUGAUGGGGAGCGGCUCUACAAGUCGCCCCAGUGCUCGAACCCCGGCCUGUGCGUCCAGCCACAUCACAUUGGAGUCACAAUUAAAGAACUGGACCUUUAUCUGGCUUACUUUGUCCACACUCCGGAAUCCGGACAAUCAGAUAGUUCAAACCAGCAAGGAGAUGCGGACAUCAAACCACUGCCCAACGGGCACUUAAGUUUCCAGGACUGCUUUGUGACUUCCGGGGUCUGGAAUGUGACAGAGCUGGUGAGAGUGUCACAGACUCCUGUUGCAACCGCAUCAGGGCCCAACUUCUCACUGGCAGACCUGGAGAGCCCCAGUUACUACAACAUAAACCAAGUGACCCUGGGACGGCGGUCCAUCACCUCCCCUCCUUCCACCAGCACCACCAAACGCCCCAAGUCCAUCGAUGACAGCGAGAUGGAGAGUCCGGUUGAUGAUGUGUUCUAUCCUGGGACAGGGCGCUCCCCAGCAGCUGGCAGCAGCCAGUCUAGUGGAUGGCCCAAUGACGUGGAUGCAGGCCCUGCUUCUCUAAAGAAGUCAGGAAAGCUGGACUUCUGCAGCGCCCUCUCCUCUCAGGGCAGUUCCCCACGCAUGGCUUUCACCCACCACCCGCUGCCUGUGCUUGCUGGAGUCAGACCAGGGAGCCCCCGGGCCACAGCAUCAGCCCUGCACUUCCCCUCCACGUCCAUCAUCCAGCAGUCGAGCCCGUAUUUUACACACCCAACCAUCCGCUACCACCACCACCAUGGGCAGGACUCGCUGAAGGAGUUUGUGCAGUUUGUGUGCUCUGACGGCUCGGGUCAGGCCACUGGACAGCCCAACGGUAGCGGCCAGGGCAAAGUCCCGGGGUCAUUUUUGCUACCGCCGCCGCCUCCAGUGGCCAGACCUGUGCCCCUUCCUAUGCCUGAUUCCAAAACCACCAGCACGGCCCCAGACGGCGCCGCCUUGACUCCUCCAUCACCUUCAUUCGCAACGACAGGCGCCUCCUCUGCCAACCGGUUUGUCAGCAUCGGACCCCGGGACGGCAACUUUCUGAACAUCCCACAGCAGUCUCAGUCCUGGUUCCUCUGAUUAAGAUCAACAAAGAAACAACAAAAAUUUUUAAAAAGAGGUUCCUCAAAAGGGGGGAGAAGAGAUUUUGAGACAUGGAAAUAUCCCCCAGCCCAGCCCCACCGAAAAGCAAAAUUUAGACGUCGUCAGCCACUCAGCCCUUCCCUCCUCCAGCCCUGGUAGCCCUGCGGUCCAAAGCAGCCCAGUCCUGGGAGCCCUCGGAAGGGGUCUCAGCCGAGUUGUACACCAGCAGCCAAGCAGAAAGAAGCAUGCUAAGCGGACUCUGCUAAGCAGAGGACAAACAGAAAGAAAAGAUGCAACCAGCCCGGCCUUUCCGGGAAGGAGCAGCCAGCUCGCUGGUCUGCCACCCCUGCGGUUCCUGGGGACCCCCACCCUCCGCUGGACCUAAGCUUCCCUCGGAGCCCAGAGGAACAGCUCUUAAGGAUGAUGGAAGUAGACAUUCGAGCUCACCUCCGGACUUCGCCCCCCCCCUCCUCUCCUUCUCGCCCUUCCAGGGAGCCUCUGCUCAGGCUUCUGUCCCCUGCUGCUCUGGACUAGGAUGGCCCCGGGGUGGGCAGGGGAUGUUCCUUGGAGGUAGCUAAGCUAAAUUCAGCGUUGAGUCCAGAAUGGAGGGUGUUCUGCCACCUCCCCCACCCCGAACCGAACCGCAGGGCAGUUCUCGGGCCGGACCCCCUCUGUACAGCACACAGGAAAAAGUCAGAAUGCUCUGGACUGGACGCUUAGCCCGGCACAGGCACCCUCUUCCAUCCCCGCAGGCCGCGAGGGCUGCCCUCUGCCACGCCCCUAGUGAAGGGAGUCGGCCCCAGGUCGCCCCGCACCCCAGCCCUGCAUGCAGGUGCCCUCGCUCCGCCCCUCUGCCCUGCCCCUGCCCUUGCCGCACACAGCCCUCCAGGGGCCGGCUGAGAGUGGAGCAGAAAGGGCCCCCGGAGCCGAGCGAGGAGGACAAGGCUGCCUCCACCUGCACUAGGUAGGCGUCCUGCUCUCGAGACUCUCAGUUCCUGUGGAGGGUGGGGGGUGUCAUCCUUUUAAAAGAGUGUUCUGGAGCUUUCUGGUCCCCUUCCCUUCCCGCCACAUCCCGUGGCCACUUCUCCCUAGAUUUUAGCUGUAAUGUCUUUCCUCUUUAUUUAGGGGUGGGGCAGUCAUUGUUUGGGUCUUUCGCUGUUGCAGUUGGGAACUCCUCUGAGCAACUUGGGAACAAUUUCAUAACACACCACAGGAAGCAGCUCUCCUCCCAGCCCCCUCCUCCUGCAAGGGAUGGUGGAGGCUUGUCCAGAGGGUCUUGAGAAGCCCCCUGGGAGGGGAGGGGAACGCGAGCACGCCAGCCCCCCUCCAAGGUGACUGGACCCCUCUGGCUUGUCUUUCUGUGCCUUAGUCCUCCUUCCCUGCAUCUCCCCUCCCAGGCCCAUUCUCAAGGCCUUGCGCCUCUCCGGUAUGAAAACACAAAGCACAGGUCAGGACCCUCCGAAAGUUGGUCCAACAUUGCACCACGUGGGGGUGGGUUGUGGGCUUUAUUUAUUGAGAAUCUAGUUGGUGAGGCUGCGGCCCUGAGCGGGCGAAUGGCCGCGUGCAGGGAGCUCGGGAUUGAGAGGCAGCUGUCCGGGCGGGCGCGCUGCGUGGAAGUUGAGUGAAGCCCUCCCCUGUGGCGUCCAGGGCCCGGGGUGGAGAACCCGCGAGGGGCCUCCCUGUGCGAGGGGAGGGAGCCCCAGGAUGGGGGGCCGGGCGGGCCGGGCGUGACGCGCGGUCAAAGUGCAAUGAUUUUUCAGUUCGGUUGGCGAAACAGGGUCAGAGCUAAGAGCUAGCGAAAGAGGGUCCCUGCCCGGCCGCGUGCGCCUCUUCGGUUGGUCGAAGACAGUCGGGCUGCGGGCGGGUACUGUGGGUUUGCGGGGGCACACGCCCCGGGCGAGGUCAGAAGCUGCAGGCCAGCUGGGCCGGGGGCCCAAGGUGCCCGGCGAGGUACCCCCGGGAGGACCGGGGUGGGGUGGGAGUAGCGCUCCUUUCCCAAGUGGUGUUGUGAGGGGCAGGCGAGGGACGAUGAGGGCAACAGAUGUGGGGACGUGUUAGGAGAGGAAACAACCCACAAAAAAAAAAGGAAAGAAAUAGGGGAAAUUAACCUUUUUUUUCAUUGAACCAAGUGCAAUGCAUCAGAGAGUUUUCCUAUCUUUGUAUGUUAAGAGAUUAAGAAAAAAAUUCUAUUUUUGUUGUAAUGUCCUCGUGGCUCUGGGGACGCUAAAAGAACUGGGCCUGCCCUGCCCUUAGCGGGGAUGAAAGCUGAGUGUUUUCUUUCUUUCUUUCUUUCUUUCUUUCUUUUUCUUUUCCUUUUUUUGAUAGUUCUCUGGGUUUUUUGUUUGUUUGUUUGAUUGGUUGGUUUUUUGCCGUUUUCCUGCGUUGACGAGGAUAAUCUGGGGUUUUAAUUUGUUUCGUCGUUCGGUUUCGGUGGGAGGGCUGAAGAAAACGUUCACAUUUUAUAUUUUAAAAAAACACCUCGACAUUUAAAAAAAACCAACACAAGAUCAAAAGGAAAAGGACGAGAGAAAAUUAUUUUUAAGAUAAUUAAACAUAAAAAACCCUGGUGCUUAUUACAUUAUAAAGUACGUUUUUAAAAAACCCACAAACUAUUAUACAUACGUUUAUGAAUCAAUUAAAUAUUCUGCACUUGUUAGGAACACGCAUAUCCCUUCUUUGUUGAAUUUAACGGAACGGGACAGCGGCGUGCGCCCCGCGGCUGGGCUGCUCUGGCCGCGGGUCUCCCUGGGCGCCCCCUCCCCCUUUCUCGCCCCCUCCCCCUCCGGGCACUGGGGCGCGGCGGGGGUCCCCGGCCCCCUCCCCCGCAGAGGUCAAUGCCAACGAACAAACGUCCCUUUUCCCUUCCUUCCCACUCCGAGCGCCCUUCUUUGAGCCAGACGCCAACUUGACCCUCACCAGCAUUAAUCAGGAGCGCGCUCAGCAAGUUGGUAGUUUCCUCCCCAACCCCUUCCCACGUAACACCGCUCUUCCCCUCCCUCCGGGAGGUUCGAUGCUCCAGGACAGGUCCAGCCACGCUGACAGGUCGAUUUGCCCAGGCCCGCGCACGCACGCACGCACGCACACAGCCCGGCACACAUCCCCACCCUACCCCGCAACCAGCCCUGUCGACUGCCUUACACACCCGCCCCCCGCGCUGGCCGGCCGACCUAGUGCCUUGUUCUCACCCCCGUGCUGGCGGAGCGGACGCCGCGCUCUGGGUCCCAGAGGGGCCGGGUGGCUCAGACGACCCACCGUUUUCCCCACCCCGACCGUGCUGAACGGACCCCCCCACGAGAGAAAAAUAAAGGAGCAAUAAAGUUAUGAGAACUUUUGUCCCCCAAUCGAGAGCCCUAGGGGCACCCCAGCCCCACCUCUGCUCCCCCAACCCCAUCCACCCUGGGGCGCCCCCCCCCCGCAAGCCAGCCGGGGCCAGCCCCCGCUUUGGCCCCUCUUGGGAGAUCCGUGCGCCCCACCAGCACCAGCAUCGCGGACCGCAAAGGCCGCCCGUCCCGUCAAACAAGUUUCUUCUUAGGCUAAGAAACGCAGUAUAUACGAGUAUCUCUAUAUAUAGUACUAAUGGAUUUGGUGUGCUUCCCCCUUAGCGUCCCCUUCCCUCUGCUCCUCUUUCAGCCUGGUCUCCCUUCUCUGCCCUCCACCCCCCCCGUCUCUGCACUGAGAUACAUAAGAAACAAGGGUAGUUUACUGUCUGUUUUGUUUUCUGGGUUUUCAGUGUCCUAGCGGAAUGCAAGUAGGCAGCCAGCCCGUCUGUCCCCUCUCCGCCCGCCCCGCCCCACCCCCGUCACUGCGCUUCUGUUAUACCAUCUUUGCCUGACUCUCUCCGGCUUCUCCAUUGAAUGGCUAAUGUGUAUGUGAAAUAAAGAAAUAAAGAAAAACAAA
Messenger RNA from Microtus oregoni (creeping vole), 5830 nucleotides. RefSeq names its product nuclear factor I X (gene Nfix). The coding region runs from base 446 to 1930 and encodes 494 amino acids. Gene Ontology annotation, cellular component: nucleus. Gene Ontology annotation, molecular function: DNA-binding transcription factor activity, RNA polymerase II-specific; RNA polymerase II cis-regulatory region sequence-specific DNA binding. The transcript is spliced from 11 exons. The record is from RefSeq and is a predicted model, not a curated record. Gene Ontology annotation, biological process: regulation of transcription by RNA polymerase II. NCBI's taxonomy places the organism in Eukaryota, Metazoa, Chordata, Mammalia, Rodentia, Cricetidae.